AUGGAAUCACUAGUAAAAGUACCAUAUAAUUUGUGGCCUCAACUACGAGAUUUAUAUCUGUUAAAUUGGCCGAAGGGAGCAAGUGCUUAUUGUCUAUUAGAUACACAAAUAAAUAAUCCAAAAUUAAGAAAAGAAUUUAAUUUUACAGUGUUUUCUCCGUUUGGAGACAUAAAUAAUGGGAUGAUAGGCUUUACACACAUGGGUGAAUCCGUUCAAGUUAUAAUUCUGCCUGUCAAUAACACAGUAAUGAUAGAAAAAGCUUUAUUAAUCACAAAUUUAAUUGACUGGAAUAGAAAUGUAUUAGUACCAUUCGCCAGUCCCGACGUUGUUGACUGUCUUCUGAGAUUAUCCAAAACAAAGAAAAUAACAAUUAUAUAUGAGAACGGCAAAGGUGUUAAACAUCUUUUAGAGAAAAAUUCCACAAUUUUUAACAUUAGUUUUCCAGAUGAUACUUAUAUAGCAUCCUUAACGCCAGAAUAUAUUGAGACUGUAGACAAAACUUGGUCAUAUUAUAGCAAACAAUCUAACGAAUUCUUUAAAACCCUAAUGGAUAACGAUAUGACAUACGUCCUUUAUUCGUCUAACGAUCACAAGCCAUUAGCCUGGGUCACUAUAAACGAAGCUGGAGCACUUACGCACCUCUUUUGCCUAGAGCCGUUUAGAGGACGGGGAUAUGCCGAAACUGUAACUAAAUUUGCGUGCAACGACCUUUUAAAGAAGGGUAGAAACGUAUUGGCUUACACCAUUGAAGAUAAUAAGGGUUCGCAGAAAUUGCUUGACAAAAUUGGGUUUAAGAAAACAUUUAAUGAAAUCGUAAUACAAAGUCCAAGUGAUGAUACACAAAAACUGGAGCAGGCACUAAGGAGUACCAAAUUAAUAGAUUGGAAACAAUCAUUUGAAGUGCCUUUUGCACCUAAACAUAUUAUGGACUGCGUGAGAAGAAUAAUCUUGGAAAAGAAUUUAAAGAUAGACAGCUUAACGUUCACAGAAACUUUCAUGUUAGAUAAAAGUAAAUCUUUGUUUGAAGAUGUCAGACUGCCAAAGGAGCUUACUUUCAAAUUAUUGUCACUUGAAUACGUUGAAUUAGUUAAUUCUACCUGGCCACAUCGAUAUCCUGGUUCUUCGUGGUACUACGAGCUACUAACCCGAGCUAACCUAGGCUACGGUUUGUUCAAAGAAAGCGAACUUAUUGCCUGGGUAUAUAUAAAAGAAAUGGGUGCUCUCGGGCACUUAUAUACAGUAGAAGAACAUAGAAGGAAGGGCUACGGAGAGUUGAUUUUAAAGUUAAUAUCAAAUAUUCUGUUAAAGCAAGGUAGAUAUGUAGUCGCUUUUUGUGUGAAAGGAAAUACUGGUGCUUAUAAAUUAUAUAACAAAUUAGGAUUUGAGCGUACUGAUGAGAUUGCAUGGUGCACAAUUUCACAUAAUAAUUUAACAAACUAG
Messenger RNA from Parnassius mnemosyne (clouded apollo), 1440 nucleotides. The record is from the annotation of a GenBank genome assembly. Lineage: Eukaryota; Metazoa; Arthropoda; Insecta; Lepidoptera; Papilionidae.